AUGGUAAAACCAAAUGAAGGUAUCUCAAUUGCACCUGCACCACCUUUGACAUUACAACAACUACGUCUCAGUCCCAAAUUAUCACCUACGAAGAACAUUGCUCCUAGUGUUACUACUAGUACUGAUAAUAUUGCAAUGGAUCGUCAUUGUAGUAAUAGUAGUAGUAGUAGUAAUACUGGGAGAUUGUCUUCCAUGUGGAGAGAAGUUCAAGGGUCAAAAAACUGGGAAAACCUAGUUGAUCCAUUGGACUCUCUCCUCCGAUCAGAGAUUAUUCGAUAUGGAGAGUUUGUGGCUGCUUGUUAUGAUGCAUUUGAUCUUGAUCCAAAUUCAAAAAGAUACUUAAAUUGCAAGUAUGGGAAGAGGAGUAUGUUGAGUGAAGUAGGGUUAGGUGAAUCAGGUUAUCAAGUGACAAAAUACAUAUAUGCUACUCCAGACAUAAUAAAUCAUGUCUUCCCAAAUAAUAUUAGUAUUGGCUCAUCAUGUGGAAAAUGGAUUGGUUAUAUUGCAGUAUCAAAUGAUGAAGAAACAAAGAGACUUGGGAGGAGAGAUGUAGUUGUUACUUUUCGUGGAACGGUCACUAUCCCUGAAUGGAUAGCCAAUUUGAUGAGCUCAUUGACUCCUGCUAGUCUUGAUCCUCAUAAUCCGAGACCUCAGGUUAAGGUUGAAGCUGGAUUCUUGAGUUUGUACACUUCCAAUGAAGACAAGAAGUUUGGCCUUGGAAGUUGUCGCGAGCAAUUACUAUCUGAGAUAGGGAGAGUAGUAAAUAAGUAUAAAGGAGAGGAACUGAGUAUAACUUUAGCUGGACAUAGCAUGGGGAGUGCAUUAGCCCUCUUACUAGCUUAUGACAUUGCAGAGUUAGGGUUGAAUACUCAUGAUGAUCACACUGUACCUGUAACUGUUUUUUCCUUUGGAGGGCCAAGAGUUGGAAACUCAGGCUUCAAAGAGAGGUGUGAAGAAUUAGGUGUAAAAGUGUUGAGAAUAACAAAUGUAAAUGACCCUAUAACAAAACUUCCUGGGGUUUUUCUAAAUGAGAAUUUUAGGGUUUUGGGUGGAAAAUAUGAGGUACCAUGGAGUUGCUCAUGUUAUGCACAUGUUGGAGUUGAAAUCUUAUUAGAUUUUUUCAAGAUGCAUAAUCCUUCUUGUGUACAUGACUUGGGUACUUAUCUUAGUUUGCUCAAAUGUCCAAAGAGGUUGCAUGUUCAAAAAGAAGAAGACAUUGAUUUUAUCAAUAAAGCAAAGGAGUUUGUCAUUUCUGGAUUAAACUUCAAUGCAGCCUUGCAAUGGAAAAAUGCUGCUAUGAAUAUGGUGAACAUGGUUCAAUCCCAAAGGACUUAG
Messenger RNA from Solanum verrucosum, 1335 nucleotides. RefSeq names its product galactolipase DONGLE, chloroplastic-like. The transcript has a single exon. Gene Ontology annotation, cellular component: chloroplast. The record is from RefSeq and is a predicted model, not a curated record. NCBI's taxonomy places the organism in Eukaryota, Viridiplantae, Streptophyta, Magnoliopsida, Solanales, Solanaceae. Gene Ontology annotation, biological process: jasmonic acid biosynthetic process. Gene Ontology annotation, molecular function: glycerophospholipid phospholipase A1 activity. Bases 1 to 1335 code for a protein of 444 amino acids.